AUGGCAAGACGGAGGACGGCCGAGGCUGCGUGCGGCCGCGCGGUGCGGCUGUGCUGUCUCGAGACGACCGGUCGCGCGGAGGGGGAGGCGGAGGAGGGGGAGGUCGAGGGGGAGGGUGAGAUGAGCGCGGGAAUGGGGGCAGGGGAGGUCGAUGAUAGGGGUUGGCUGACGGCGGAGGAGAAUCGGCGGGAGGCAGAGGCAGUGCGCGCUGCAGUGGAGUAUAGAGACGCCGAGGAGUUUCUUAUAACGGGUAUAAAGGAAUCCGCAAAUCCAAACUACCUCGUGUCGCACCAGUCGUACCCCUCCCCCUUCAUCUACAUCCGCCCUGUCUGCUCGCGCCCCAACGAGGGCGAGCGCUUCCUCCGCGCGCGCAAUUUGCUCGUGGGCAAGGCGGACCCGCUGAAGUGCGUGCGCGUGCACAUGGCGCGCACCGAGGGGCGCGAGUACGUGCCUGUGAGGAUGAGGGAUGGCGGAGAGGGGAGCGGGGGGGAGGAGGAUGAGGAAGUGUGA
Messenger RNA from Closterium sp. NIES-65, 510 nucleotides. The record is from the annotation of a GenBank genome assembly. NCBI's taxonomy places the organism in Eukaryota, Viridiplantae, Streptophyta, Zygnematophyceae, Desmidiales, Closteriaceae.